This is a messenger RNA of Aphanomyces invadans, 1239 nucleotides long. RefSeq lists its product as hypothetical. Bases 1 to 1239 code for a protein of 412 amino acids. The record is from RefSeq and is a predicted model, not a curated record. The transcript is spliced from 8 exons. Lineage: Eukaryota; Oomycota; Saprolegniomycetes; Saprolegniales; Verrucalvaceae. Gene Ontology annotation, molecular function: protein binding.
AUGACGCGGCUCGAGCGCAGCGCCGUUCGCGACAACUUAAGCCUUCUGGGCAAGCACCCCAUCACGAACAAGCAUAUCUUUACUCGGCUGGAUGUGAAGGAACAGAAUCUCGUGUCGAUCGACGUGUUGAAGGAGUUCCCGUUCCUGCAGGACGUCGACGUGGCCAACAACCAGAUCGAGUCCCUGGCGUCACUGGCGCACCUGCCAUUCUUGAUUGCUCUGAACGCAGAGAACAACAACCUGACGACGCUACUUGACUUUGACCCGCCCCAGUGUACGCCCACGAAUGCGUGGGUCGACGGCCACGAAGCGAUCGGGUCCAUGCUACACAUCGCCAACCUGGCGCGCAACCACAUUGUGGCCAUGCGAGACCUGCGGACGCACCGCUACAUCCAGGACCUUAUCUUGGAUCACAACCAGAUCACAGAUAUCACUGGAAUCGCCGACCUCGUCUUUCUCAAGUACUUGAGCAUCUCGCACAACAAGCUGACGACGACGAAAGGCCUGACGAGCAACUUGCCGAUUGAGAUUUUGAACCUGUCCCACAACGAAAUUGCCGACACGGCGCAGCUCCCGGGGCUCACGCGGCUCCUCAACGUCAACGUUGCGCACAACCGCAUCCGGAGCUUGGACGAGUUUGGGAAGUGCCGCAUGCUGCAAAAGCUGGAUGUGUCCUUCAACCGCAUUCAAGACCUAUGCGAGGUCGACGCCUUGGCCAAGCUCCGCGACCUGAGCACGCUGAACUUGACGCAAUGCCCUGUCACGCGCAUCCCGUACUACCGGUUUCGCAUCCUCGUGCGAACACAGCAAAUCGUCAUGCUGGACGGGUUCCCGGCGUCCAUUAAAGAGCGGAUCAAGGCCAAGGUCAUUCAUGGCGACGACAUCCGGGCGCGCACCGACAUUUUCGACUCGCACAUGAAAGGCGACACAUUUAUCAACUACUUGGUUCCCCUCGAGCACGAGUACAAUCGCGCGGCUCCCGACCGCCAUCCCACGACGCUCAAGCCGCCGCAGCUGUCCAAGGCCAGCAGCUGCAAGAACAUGGCCGAAGCCGAAGCGGCCAAAGCGAUCUUGAUCGCCCAGAUCAAGAUCGUGACCGCGGCGUUCGCCAAAGACACCCUGAACGACCUGCCCAAGCGGUACCCGAUGUUGUUUGGCAAGUGCGGGAAAAAGCCAUCGCGGCGGUCGAACGGGUCCAUCAUGUCACGGAAGCCGCUCGUUGAUGUUCCGUCCGAGUAG